This is a messenger RNA of Amphimedon queenslandica, 656 nucleotides long. Its product is annotated as mpv17-like protein 2. Gene Ontology annotation, cellular component: cytoplasm; mitochondrion; membrane. The transcript has 4 exons. The record is from RefSeq and is a predicted model, not a curated record. The coding region runs from base 18 to 545 and encodes 175 amino acids. Lineage: Eukaryota; Metazoa; Porifera; Demospongiae; Haplosclerida; Niphatidae. Gene Ontology annotation, biological process: mitochondrial ribosome assembly.
AUUCCAUAUGACUCAACAUGGCCUGGAGGCUAGUCUAUGACACUCUCUUCUCUCGCUAUCUUCUCUUCACAAACACUGUAGUUAGCUGUGGCCUGGAGGCACUGGGUGAUCUAUUAGUCCAGAAAUAUGAGAAGAACUCCGAACAGGAGAUAGACUGGGCAAGAACCAAGAGAAUGGCUGUAAUAGGAUUUAUAUUGGGGCCACCAGAGCACUACUGGUUCAAGUUUUUAGACAAGAGGUAUCCUGGAAGAGGAGUAGUGUCUGUGUUCAAGAAAGUGACCCUUGAUGAGGUUAUCAAUGGACCUGCUUGUGUCAUAGUGUUCUUUCUAGGCAUGAACAAAAUGAGUGGCAUGAACUGGACUGACUCGUAUAAUGACAUGAAAAAGAAAUUCUGGCCAGUAUAUAAAACCGAGUUAAUAGUGUGGCCAGCUGCACAGGUUUUAAACUUCUUCUUUGUGCCUCCGGCUUUAAGAGUGACCUACAUCAGUGCAGUGUAUCUAGGAUGGGUCAUGUAUUUAUCUUACUACCAACACAAGAAAUCUUAAAAUCAAUAAUAGUUGUUGAAAAAUUUUAUUAUUAUGAUUUAUGUACAUUGCAGAUUUACCGUAUCAAUUAUUGCAUGUUUAUUGCCUUAUAAAUUUUUUUUGUCAUUACUA